GAGAUUUUCCCUCCCCAGAAAAAAAAAACAAAAAACAAAAUUAAUAUACAUAAAUAAUUUAAAAAAUUAUUAUACGCAAAAAUGCUGUUUAAUCUGCUUAUCCAACUCUUGUGCGCGGCGGCUGUGAUCCAGGCCAGCGUCUAUAUACCCGACUCGGAUCGCAAUACGCGCACCUUGCAGAAUGAGCUGGACGUGGCACCGGAUGGCAGCUAUCGGUAUGCCUAUGAAACGUCCAAUGGCAUUGCCGGCAAACAGUCCGGCCUGGGCGGCAUUGCCGUGCAGGGCGGCUCCAGUUACACUUCACCGGAGGGCACGCCCAUCAGCAUUAGCUAUGUGGCCGAUGAGAAGGGCUAUUAUCCCGUCGGCGAUCAUAUACCCAAGGUACCGGAUUAUAUACGGCGCGCACUGGAGUACAUACGCAAACAUCCCUACCAGGUGAAGGAUUACUAUACGGGCGAAAUUAAGACUGUUGCCCACGAUGCGGAGGCCUUCAAGGUAUACGAGCGCAACAUUCAGGAGCCCACCACGCCGCGCACCCGGCCCAGCACCACGCCCAAGGUGGUGCAUCUGACGCAUGCGCCCACAACUCAGCUGGCGGGCAGACGACGCUAAUGUGGGCAGCUUUGGCGCCGGAACGAGGGGGCGGGCCCGGGGCCCGGGGCCCGACAGGGAAAAUGGCAACUUGUAGAGAAGCCAAACACAAACACAAACUGUGAAUUUGAUCUAAACAAUUAAUUAAGCCACAAUAAAUAGAAGUGUUAAGCCAA
Drosophila novamexicana is the source of this 767-nucleotide messenger RNA. RefSeq names its product pupal cuticle protein (gene Pcp). The record is from RefSeq and is a predicted model, not a curated record. Gene Ontology annotation, cellular component: chitin-based extracellular matrix. NCBI's taxonomy places the organism in Eukaryota, Metazoa, Arthropoda, Insecta, Diptera, Drosophilidae. The transcript has 2 exons. Gene Ontology annotation, molecular function: structural constituent of chitin-based larval cuticle. Bases 82 to 612 code for a protein of 176 amino acids.